UUUGCCUUAUUUUAAGCGCACUAAGAUAUUUCAGACGACCAAAUGACCCGGACACACCGAACCUCCACUUGUUUCUACCUCCUCCUGAUCCACUGAUCGGUUAUUUCCCGGCGACUUCAUCCUUCCGUCGCUCCCAAAAGGAAUCCGCCCGUGCGUAAAGUGCGCGGAGGUGUGGCUCGGUUUGGAUGACAUCAGCCUCCUCCUGCAGAAUAUGUGAGCGCAGCCGGAGUCAGAUCGACUCAGUUCGGCUCCGGCAGGACCAAGGAGCCUCCAGCCACCAUGGAGCCCAGAGCCCGGAGCUGAUCCCGGACUUAGUCCUGGCUGGAGGUGGGUUGAACUCCCUCUUGGAUUAUCUUUUUUUUUUUUUUUUUUUUUUUUUUUUGUGGAGAAGACUGGUGAGGCUCUGUGGCGAUCGGAACCAGACAGGGGGGAUGGAUCCCUCCCGCUGGCUCCUGCUGUUUCUCUCUCUGGCGCUCUGGAUCCAGGACGGGAUGUGCCAACACCUGAACCACUUCAUCCGCCCCAGCCCCAGCGACUCCCUCCCCGUGGAGGUCCUGAAGGAGGAGCCGGACCCGCAGCUGGACCCGAAGGAGAAGGACCUGAACGGGACGGAGCUCCGGAGCCUCCUGGGGAGCCACUUCAACCCGGACUUCAUGUCCGUGUCCCUGCCGGAGGACCUCUCCGAGGACGAGCCGGACCAGAGCCCGAAGCUCACCGGACCGAUGCCGAAAGAGAUCCGAACCCUGGAGCUGGAGGUGCUGUUCGGCAGGAAGCAGAAGGCGAACCGGAAGCUGCGCAGGAUGCUCUGGGCCUACACGCUGUGUCCGGUGGUUUACGCGUGGACCGAACUGGGCUGGCGGUUCUGGCCGCGCUACCUGAAGGUGGGCAGCUGCUACAGCAAGCGGUCCUGCUCGGUUCCGGAGGGGAUGACGUGCAAACCGGCCAAAGCGACUCACUUGACUUUCCUGAGGUGGCACUGCCCGCAGAAAAAGGCUCCGCAGAGAUGCGCCUGGAUCCACAUCCAGUACCCGGUCAUAUCCGAGUGCAAAUGCUCCUGUCCGAACUGAGGAGAACCGGAUCCGGAUCGGAUCCGCAGAACUGUUCAAAAACAAAAAAAAAUCUCAGAGGAGAAUCGCUUUCUGCGUCUUCAGAUUGCUGUACUAUUACAUCGGGACUAAACCUUAUAAGUGAUGGUCAGUUUUUGUUUUUGUUGUUGUUAUUUUUUUAAUAAUCUCUGCUCUACUGGAUUAAUAUAAAUCAUAUGUGUUUCUUAUUUAUAAGACUGAGUUAAACUUCAGUUUUCAGGAAGAUUGUCUUCAUGGAUUUUCUGAAUUCAUGGAUGAAUUCCCGUUUGAACCCAAAGCUGAAUGAAAUGUUCUCCCACUGUGGGAUCAGAUGAUGGUCAGAAACUAACCAUCUAUCACCAGGAAUUAUUUGUAAUCGAAUUGUUGAACAGUCCAGGAUGACACAACUGCAACUAUACAGGAACAACAGAGUUCCUGUAUAGUUUGAAAUGGACAAAACUCAUAUGAAUCAGAAUUGGAAUUAAAUGUACAGAAAUAUUUUGAUAACAUUUGAUCUAUUUUGGCAAAACUGUGGUGUUUUAAAUGCCAUAAAAGAGAAGACAUUCCCCUAUUUUUGUGAUGGGGUGUAUGGGGGGAUAAAAUACUUAAAAUAACUUUUAGAGAGAGAUGUGAAUUGUUUACAGUACUCCACAUUUUUACAAUAAAUUCAUAAAUCUUGAUAUUUGUACCAAAGAAAGACACGUUUCUGUCAUUUAACUUGUAAAGUACCCCAAAAAUCAGAUUUCUUCAA
Molecule: messenger RNA, 1815 nt
Organism: Poeciliopsis prolifica (blackstripe livebearer)
Lineage: Eukaryota; Metazoa; Chordata; Actinopteri; Cyprinodontiformes; Poeciliidae
Gene: nog3
Product: noggin 3
Exons: 1
Coding region: 186-1067 (293 amino acids)
Biological process (GO): negative regulation of BMP signaling pathway; negative regulation of cell differentiation; dorsal/ventral pattern formation
Source: RefSeq, a predicted model, not a curated record